AUGAAGCGCCCGCAGACGCUGCCAUCGCUACCGACGUCCCUGUCGUUCCCGAGCUCACCACCGCCGCAAGUGUCCAAGUAUGUCGUCGGCGUGUGUGCCAUGGAGAAGAAGACGCGGUCGAAGCCCAUGCAGGAGAUUCUCCACCGUCUUCAGAAGAAGCGGCAGUUCGACGUGCUCGUGUUUGACGACGACACGAUCCUCCAUCGCCCUCCGCACUUGUGGCCCGUGUGCGACGCGCUCAUUUCCUUCUACUCGACAGGCUUUCCCCUGCAAAAGACCGAAGAGUACGUUCGACUAGUGCGCCCUGUACUGGUCAAUGAGCUAAGUAUGCAGCAUGUGCUCUUUGACCGCCGUAAAGUCUACGCGCUGCUCACGCGUCACGGCAUCCAAGUCCCUCGCCACAUUAUCGUGAACCGCGACCUGCCCGAGGGCGCGCAGCAAGACGAGCUCAUUGAGCACGACAAUUACGUGGAGAUUAACAACGUGCGGAUCAACAAACCGUUCGUCGAGAAGCCAGCAGACGCCGAGGACCACAACGUGUACAUUUACUAUCCCACAAGUGCCGGGGGAGGCAGCAAGCGGCUGUUUCGAAAGGUCGGCGACCGCUCGAGUGAGUUCUACCCACAUGUGAAUCACGUGCGACGGGACGCUUCGUAUAUUUACGAAGAGUUUCUGAAUACACAGGGGACGGAUGUCAAGGUGUAUACAGUGGGCUCGAGCUACGGCCACGCCGAAGCGCGCAAGUCGCCAGUGCUUGACGGUCGCGUCGUACGUGACUCGGCUGGGAAGGAAGUGCGGUAUCCAGUGAUUUUGAACGCGACGGAGAAGGAGAUGGCACGGAAAGUGUGCUUGGCGUUCCAUCAAACAGUGUGUGGCUUGGAUCUCCUGCGUGUACGCGGCAGCUCGUACGUUUGCGACGUGAACGGCUGGAGCUUUGUGAAGAACUCGAAGAAAUAUUACGAUGAUUGUGGGCUGAUCUUGCACAAUUAUCUGGUUUCGGCUCUGAGGUCGAGGUACUUUCGACAACGUCGAGCGAAUUCACUUAACUCAGUGGGUCUGCAAAUGUGUCCACAGUACGCAACGGAGCCUAGUCUCUUGGAUAGCGGAACUCCGGAAUGGCCUCAUCCUCGACUGAGGUCGGGCUCUGACGUGUCUGAGUCGAGUCUAGCCAGUGCUAGUAGUGCCAGCUUGCCUGACGAGAAACGCGAAGAGUUACGCUGCGUCAUUGCCGUGGUACGUCAUGGCGAUCGCACACCGAAACAGAAACUGAAGACUCAUGUCUGGGAAAGAGAUCUUGUAGCUUUUUACGAAAAGCGGCAGAGCGGAGACAAGUACGACGAGGUGAAGGUAAAGUCAGUUGCCGAUCUUCAGGAGCUACUAGACCUAGUGCGUAGCCUCAUCAAGGCGUAUGCCCCCGGCGUCGGCUCGAUGAAUACAGCGUGGGAAAUCGAGGGUGGGGACAGUUUCGAGAAGCUGCUUCAAAUGAAGCGCGUGCUAGAGCGGUGGAAAUUUGCAGGUAUUAACCGCAAGGUGCAAUUUAAGCCUCACAAGAACUUUGCGACUGCCGCUACUGCGUUCGCAGAUGCCCCCGAAGGAUGUGAACGACCAAAGGUGCUCAUGAUAUUAAAAUGGGGAGGGGAUGUAACAGAACGAGGCAAGCAGCAGGGUGAAGCACUUGGUCAGUCAUUUCGAAACAGUCUUUACCCUGUUGACGUGGAAGAAGGGGGUCUGCUCCGCUUGCACUCGACGUUUCGCCACGACUUAAAGAUCUUUACGUCGGACGAAGGCCGCGUGCAAAUGACUGCAGCUGCAUUCGCGAAAGGUUUCUUGGAGCUCGAAGGAGACCUGACGCCAAUCCUUGUAAGCCUCGUCACCACGCUUGGAAGAGAUGCCAAUAAAAUGCUGGAUCACUCUGGUCAAGCUGACGCUACAGACGAGAUGCAGGUUAUAAAAGCCAAGCUAACGGCGUUGCUACAGCGUGACUUCUCUUCUAUCGACGAAAUGAAGGCUGCAAUUGCACCUUUGAAGACCGAGUCGAUAAUGCAAGCGUUGGACAUCAUAAAGAGUCCGAAAGAGGCGUUGGUUCGUCUUCUGGAAUUGGUUCGAAAGCUUCGAGGCGAAAUCGCUGAACGCGUGCACGAUAAGCAGGCUGACGAGGUAACUCCUUUGUACAUGGGUGAAACGUUCUCGCUUAUGUUUGAGCGCUGGGAUAAGAUAUUCCGUGACUUUUACUCGACCAAGACAGACACUUUCAACCUGAGCAAGAUUCCCGACGUGCACGACUGCAUCAAAUAUGACCUGCUCCACAACGCGAGCGUCGGUUGGAAGUGUGGUCCCGAUCUUUACCGGCUGGCUGAAGCUCUGGCGCGAUGCUACGUCUCACAAGAAUAUGGUAUGGACAUUGCGGAGAAGCAGUCAAUCGGCAAUCGUGUGUCGCAGGCGCUUUGUGCAAAGAUUCGCGCCGACAUUGUCACAGUCAUGUCAUCUUCCGUUCACGGGCAGCCUUCAUCACCGUCAUCGAGGAGUCUCACUGGAAAUAACGACGAUGCUGCUGAUGAAAAUAUGGAUGACAUUGCAGACCAGGAUAUCGAGCAUCAUGGCUAUCGAUUGGAUCCUUCUUACGCGAAAGAGCUGCGAAUUAAGAGCCCCGAUACGCAAAUUCGCACGCGUCUUUAUUUUACCAGCGAAAGUCACAUGCACACGCUGCUGAAUGUGCUACGUUUUCAGUGCCCAUCUUGGCGCGCACGAAUUCACGAUCGCGACGAGUACGACGAGUACGAUAUUUCUCUCGAGCAGGAAGAGUUCAGCAACGAGAUUUUGAAACGUAUGGGUAUCAAUGUGAACGAUCACAUGACGCAACGCAAGUACGUGUUCUGCGAGUCCAAGCUCCUCUCGGAAAGUAGUCGGCGUGCACUAGACCGUAUAGCGGAAAUCAAUUACCUCGCGCACAUCGUCAUUCGCGUGUUUGAAACACUGUCACUGCCGGAAGACAGCGAAGACCGUUUUCGCGUGGAAAUCUCGUUCUCUGCGGGCGUAAAUGAUAGGCUAGCGGAAACUGCCGUUGGCGCCGACAAAGCGCACGACACGAUUUACCUCACGAAGAACAUGACGGGCGUCAUGUUGGAAGACAUGCUGGCAGCUUGUGUCUCGUCGGUUCAGUGCACCUCUAUUUAA
This is a messenger RNA of Peronospora matthiolae, 3174 nucleotides long. NCBI's taxonomy places the organism in Eukaryota, Oomycota, Peronosporomycetes, Peronosporales, Peronosporaceae. The record is from the annotation of a GenBank genome assembly.